Messenger RNA from Vitrella brassicaformis, 1855 nucleotides. NCBI's taxonomy places the organism in Eukaryota, Vitrellaceae. The record is from the annotation of a GenBank genome assembly.
UGCCAGAGGCUGCACACUGCACAUACAUCCCUCAACCACCGCCACCCCUCUCUCGCACACAAGAGUCUGUAAGUGCGCAUCAUUGUUGAGCAGACAGAAGGACAUCUACACAAGCCAGUCCGAGCGACACCGCAAGAAACACGCACACCGCCUCUCUCCCUCUCAAUGGUUUACUUUUCCAACGAGCCGACAUCAGACGAACCACCAGAUAUAAAAUGUAGGCAGCGAUGCCCACUCUCUGCACCUUCCCCACCUGCACCGUGACACACACUCAGCCGCAUGGCAAUAUGUCCCGUCAGGGGCCAUGCACCGUGUCUCAGACCCCCUCCCCGCCCUCAUACCCGUGGCGGUCUUGAUGAAGAUGAGCAUCGUGUUCAAACGGUCCCUUGGCUGAACACGAUAUCGAGUAUAUCGAAUACACGUAGUGGCCUCCACUCCUCAGCGACAGCGGUUUUUCUCCCUCCUCUCUCUGCGGUUUGGCUUCAAGCUCGCAACCUUUCGGAGGGGCUGAGGAACCGGUCUCCAGCUAUAACGAAUGAACCGUCAUGUGUCUCCCUGCGCACUGCUCCUGCCUCUUGCUCUGCUCGCUCCUGCGCUUACUGUGGGCGGAGCAAAGGGACGAAAUCUCUUUCUUUUCGCCUCUGCUCUCUCUCUCUCUCUCUGCCAGGCUGCACCUGCUGCGUCGGAUGUCAGCGGAUGAACGGGCUGCCCCACAAGAGUGCGGUCGUCCCCAAGUUAAUCACCCGCUCCAAUGCAUAAUCAGCAGAGAAGAAUCCCACUGAUAUAAAAUGUAGUCAGCGAUGACUCCUGAGAGACAGAAAGGAAACCGGUCAUGCCUCUGUCUCUAUGGAUUGAUCUGUUUCCAUCUGCUGCUCACCCGCGCCACAUCCAACGUGAUGGUCUUGCCUGCACACACAACAACACACACGCAAUCGUCAUGUGCCCCUUUCUCAUGUGUGUGGUCUGUGUGUGACGUGUGUACCAGUGGCUGUCUUGACGAAGAUCUGCAUGCUGUCCUGCAGACGCAGCACGAUGGAGUAGUCCGACAAAGGGCGGCUGUCCUUCAGCUGCAUCCUCGCGAAGAGCAAACGCUGCUGGUCGGGGGAAAUGCCUUCCUUCUCCUGUAUCUUGGCCUUGACCUGUUGACACACAGAGAGCACACGAACGAGUGGGUCGAUGAGUGUGUGCUGUGGUGUGGUGUGGUGCUGGUGGGUCGCAUGACGUACACUGGCGAUGGUGUCAGUGGGGUCUACAUUCAACGUAAUCGUCUUGCCUGCACAACAACGCACCCACACCUCGAACUGCUCGUAGUGCCGCUGCCGCUCGCGGUCGCAUAUCGCAGCGAGUCCGGGAGGGGUUGGGGGCGGCUGCCAGCCGGGCGGCUCCCAGCCGGGCGGCAGCGGCAGCAUGCGGGCGUUGGCGGCCUCCGCGGCAUCGUCCAUGUCGAACUCAUUCGGCGAGCGGUUGCGCUCUGAUGUCAUUGAAGCAGACACAGUGACAAAGCAAGUCGUUGCCCAAUCGUGUGUAUGUGUCUGUAUCGGUGUGUGUGGGUCGUACGGCUGGUGGGCGGGCUGAGGCGCAGCGGGCUGCCGGGCACCACACGUGGCGGGGGGCUGGGUGGCGGCGUCUCCUGGAGCCUCAGCCUCGCUAGCCACUCGGAGCGCGUCAUGCGGCGGUUGGCGGGGCUGUGGCGGGGCGGUGUGGCGGGCGGGGUGUCCUCGACCUCGAAAUCCAGCAGCUGGCCUGCACAGCCACACACAUCAAUCAUGACAAGAGCCGUAUGGACACCACAUUUCUUUGCCUGUCUCCCCGAGUGAGUGUGUUGUGCCUGACCGCUGUGGGUGCGGACGACCAU